Molecule: messenger RNA, 1453 nt
Organism: Polistes dominula (European paper wasp)
Lineage: Eukaryota; Metazoa; Arthropoda; Insecta; Hymenoptera; Vespidae
Gene: Galt
Product: Galactose-1-phosphate uridylyltransferase
Biological process (GO): beta-D-galactose catabolic process via UDP-galactose, Leloir pathway
Cellular component (GO): cytoplasm
Molecular function (GO): UDP-glucose:hexose-1-phosphate uridylyltransferase activity; zinc ion binding
Source: RefSeq, a predicted model, not a curated record
GAGACCAUAAAACAUCUUUUAUUAUAUACAUAACGUGUAUAAUUGUAAUUAAAAAGAAAAAAGAAAAGAAUUCUUAAUUCAAUCACAUGGAUACUAAUCAAGCUAGUGAAACUUUUGAUUCAAAGGAUCAUCAACACAUACGUUAUAAUCCUUUGAAAGGAGAAUGGGUGUUAGUAUCUCCACAUCGUAUGAAACGACCUUGGGGAGGUCAAAUAGAACCAAGUAUGGAUGAAGAACUUCCUGAAUAUGAUCCUAAUAAUCCACUUUGUCCAGGAAAUGUUAGAGCCAAUGGAGAGGUAACUCCUGUUUAUGAACAAACUUUUUCAUUUGCGAAUGAUUUUCCUGCAUUAUUAGAAACAGUACCUUCUCCUCCAAAAUCCGAUGAUGAAUUGUUUCAAAUUGAAGCUGCUAGAGGAACAUGCAGGGUAAUGUGUUUUCAUCCAAAGUCAAACGUUACUAUAGCACUUAUGAAAGUUGAAGAUAUCGAAGCAGUAAUUAAAAAAUGGAUAUACGAAAUACUUGAGUUAGGUAAGCAAUGGACUUGGGUUCAAAUAUUUGAAAAUCGUGGAGCAUUAAUGGGAUGUAGCAAUGCACAUCCCCAUUGCCAAAUUUGGUCUAGUUCUUUUUUACCAAACGAAGCUAGAAUAAAAGAUAAAUAUUUAGCUGAUUAUUAUAAUCGUAAUAGAAAACCUCUUUUAAUCGAUUAUAUGCAAAAAGAAAUAUUGAAAAAGGAACGCAUUGUAUUAGAAAAUCGUGAUUGGAUAGUAAUUGUACCAUUCUGGGCAGUAUGGCCUUAUGAGACCAUGGUACUUCCAAAGCAUCAAGUAACAAGAAUGCAAGAUUUAUCAAAAAGUCAACAAGAAUCAUUAGCAGUUAUAAUGAAACAAUUAUGCAUAAGAUAUGAUAACUUAUUUCAGUGUUCUUUCCCAUAUUCUAUGGGAUGGCAUGGUGCCCCAACUGGUGAAUAUAUAAAACAAGAUUAUCCAUAUUGGACAUUUCAUGGAAUUUAUCUACCUCCAUUAUUGCGUUCAAGUACGAUCAAAAAACAUAUGGUUGGAUAUGAAUUACUUGCCCAAGUACAACGAGAUUUAACUCCGGAACAAGCAGCGAGUAAAUUAAGAAGUUUAAGUGAUAUCCAUUACAGAUAUCCAGAAACAAGUUUAUCAGCAGAAGAAUUAGUAAAAUACAAUUGAAUAUUUUUCUCAUGAUUUUUUUUGUAGUAUAUGUGUUUAUUUUAGAAAAAAUAAUAUUUUUAUAUAAAUUAUGUAAAAACAUAUGUAUUAUAUAUAAAUAUAUACAUAUAUAUGCUUUAGUUUGCUGUAUUUAUAGCAUGGGAGGUGACAGGAAAGUGUUUUUAAGCUCGUGUAAGUAAAACAAAUCAUGAAAAUUAAAAAAUGUGUUAUAAAACAAUCUUUAUAGUAACAGAAUAAAAGAAUAUAUUUUUAAUUAUUAA